GCAGAAGAUGCUCUGAUUCUGACCGGCAGGGGCCGCGAACACCGCUCCGGCGGUUGGGAAGCCGUCGGGCAAAAAGUGGCCCCAAGGGGCCCCGGGCGCGCCGGGCAGGCAUUCCGCGAGAAACAGAAGCACUGCGAAGUCCAGCGGUUUCUCCCACAGGCCAGCGUGGCUCCUUGGGGCUGCUCUUCGCUCUAAUCCCUGCCCCUUCGCCACCCGCGCCCUGCUUUUCCUCUCCAAGGCACAACAACCCAAGCCGCACCUGCCCCAUUGGCUUCGGGUACCGCAGCCGCCACCACCACCACCCCAGCAUGAGCUGAGGCGAACUCUUCCCUGCGCUGCGACUCACGAGUCGAGCCCCGGCGGCGGCGGCGGCGAUGGACCUUCGGCUGCGCGAAUUGCGCCUCCAGGAGGAGAAGGCGUUUCUGGAGAGCAUGGCGCUGACCCCGCCAGAGGGGGACCCAGAGCCUGCCAGGGAGCUGGUAGGCGAGGAGAGCCCCCGAGACCAGUCUCCUCCAGGGGAGGAGGAAGCCCGGCGGGGCAGCCGAGGCCAGGCCAUCGUCCCUGAGCCGCUGGACACUGGCGACGACUGGCAGGUGCCAUGUGUCCCCAAGUCCCCCAGGGACGCCAGCCUCAUCCUGGAAGCGGUCAAGCGCAACGAAUUCCUGCGGUGCCUGGGCGACGGGCAGAGCCAGCCCCUGGUGGAGAGCUUCACCCCAAAGCAGUGCCAGCCGGGGGAGACGGUCGUGGCCGAGGGGGAUGAUGGGCACCACAUGUACAUUGUGGCUGAGGGAGAGCUCUGUGUGACGCAGAAAGGGCGCCACCUCCGCCAGCUGCUCCCCGGAGAUGUGUUUGGGGAGCUGGCUGUCCUGUACCACUGCCAGCGGACGGCUACCGUCACAGCACGCACAGGGGUGCAGCUGUGGGCCAUUGACCGGCAGGCCUACCGCACCAUCGUCACGGAGAGCGCCAAGAGGCGGCGUGCCCAGGUCCUGGCGGGCCUGCGAGGGGUGAAGCCCCUGCAAGGUCUGUCAGAUGCAGCCCUGUCACAGCUCCUGGACUCUGCUGAGGAGCGCACCUUUGCCCCGAACGAGCUCAUCAUCCAGGAGGGGGACGAGGGGAGAACCUUCUUCUUCGUCCUCAGCGGCCAGGUGGAGGUGACCAGGAACGUGGACGGCCAGGAGGAGUUCAUCCGGGUGCUCAAGGGAGGCGACCACUUCGGGGAGCUCGCCCUCAUCCGCAACAUCCGCCGGACGGCCAGCUGCCGGGCCCUGGAGGAGGUUACCUGCAUCGCCAUAGCCAAGGAAGAUUUCCAGGAGCUGAGUCCCAUGUGUGCCCCUCGUGAGCUGGAAGCAACCGUGCCAGAAGCCCCCCCUCUCUCUGAAACCGGACGCGGGUCUUUGCUCGAGGGGGCGUCCGCGCCGCUGCGGCUCCAGGACCUGGAGGCCGUGCUGUACGAGGACGGCGAGCACCGGGGGCGGCCGGUGGUCCUGGGCACGGGAGGCUUUGGCACCGUGGAGCUGGUGCGGAGCGCGGAGGAGGGGGCCCCGCCGGGGGAGGAGCGGCUCUUCGCCCUCAAGCGCCUGCGCAAGGACCACGUGGUGCAGAAGCGGCAGCAGGAGCACGUGCUGAUGGAGAAGGCCGUCCUGCUGCGGAGCCGCUGCCCCUUCAUCGUCCGGGUCUUCGCCACUUUCCGGGACAGCCGCCACGUCUACCUGCUGCUGGAAUUCUGCCAAGGAGGGGAGCUGUGGGCCAAGCUGCGUGAGGUCCGCUGCUUCUCGGAGCCCGUGGCGGUCUUCUGUUCUGCCUGUGUGGUCGAGGCCCUGGACUACCUGCACGCCCAAGGCAUCGUCUACCGCGACCUGAAGCCUGAGAACCUGAUGCUGGAUGCCCAGGGUUACAUCAAGCUGGUGGACUUCGGCUUUGCCAAGGCCCUGAAGCGUGGGGAGAAGACCUACUCCUUCUGUGGGACCCCUGAGUACCUGGCCCCAGAGAUCCUGCGUCACGAGGGCCACGAUUUUGCUGUGGACUUCUGGACCCUUGGCGUGCUCAUCUUUGAGAUGCUUGUAGGACGCCCCCCGUUCCACAGUGCUGAGCCUCAGAAAAUCUACAGCAAGAUCAUGGACGGCGUCUUCUCCUUCCCAGUCUUUGUCAGCGAAGCGGCCUGCUCCAUCGUGGCCAAGCUUUGCAGGCGCCGACCAGGACAACGGCUGGGCAACACCAGCGGAGGGAUCCGGGCCAUCCGGAAGCACAGAUGGUUCAGCUCCCUCUCCUGGAAAAAGCUGGCACUGCGGCAGAUGGAGGCCCCCACCACAGUGCUGCUCAAGCAGGGCCCCCCCUACGCCAACUUCAAGCGGUUUUCUCUUUCACCACAACUGCCCGAGGAGGAGUUCUCUGGCUGGGAUGAAGACUUCUGAGCCGCCCCCCCCCCGGAGGGCCUGCUGGGAGCAGCUCACCCCUUCCUUUGGGGACAGCGGGGGGGGCUGAACACGCUUCAGGGCUCCACGAGAACCCCCCCUCCCUGACUCAUCAGCUGGAGCCUGGCGCAAACUGAGAAGCAAAGACUCCUCUUCUGCUGGGGGGGGGGAGAGAGGAAUCUGCUCUGAGCCGCAGGACUGCAGCAGGGCUCAGAGACCUUUCUCGUGGCCCACCCACCCACCUUCCCCCUCUGUUUUUGAUUCCCUGAGGGGGGUGUCCUCCUUUAUAGAGGGGGGGGGAAUUGGCAGAGCCUGGCUCCCACUGCUAAGCUUGUCUGAGCUCUGGACCCCCGUGCCUGGCGGUCGUGCCCUGGCGUAACCCUCUCCUUUGGCUGUGGCUUCUCCUUGAGCCCUUGCCUCUGUGCAAGCGCAAAGGGCCCGCUCCGGGGAGCACGGCUCUGUUGUUGCCUUUGUUGCUUCUGUGGCCCAGU
Messenger RNA from Pogona vitticeps (central bearded dragon), 2905 nucleotides. NCBI's taxonomy places the organism in Eukaryota, Metazoa, Chordata, Lepidosauria, Squamata, Agamidae. The record is from RefSeq and is a predicted model, not a curated record.